AUGUCGGUGACGCUAAUAGCGUGGUUAACUAAAGCGAUAUGCUUCGAUAGUUUUGGGCACUGUUCAAGAGCUUUUGCAUUGCACAAUGGCACUCAGUCGCCUGCCAUGCAAGCUCCCAGUCAUGAUUUGCCCCUGCCAGUCGAGGUGUCCACUCUCAAUUCUGAGACAGGUGUUUGCUGA
This is a messenger RNA of Penicillium malachiteum, 180 nucleotides long. RefSeq lists its product as uncharacterized. The transcript has 2 exons. Lineage: Eukaryota; Fungi; Ascomycota; Eurotiomycetes; Eurotiales; Aspergillaceae. The record is from RefSeq and is a predicted model, not a curated record. The coding region runs from base 1 to 180 and encodes 59 amino acids.